Suillus clintonianus is the source of this 723-nucleotide messenger RNA. RefSeq lists its product as uncharacterized. The record is from RefSeq and is a predicted model, not a curated record. The coding region runs from base 1 to 723 and encodes 240 amino acids. The transcript is spliced from 3 exons. Lineage: Eukaryota; Fungi; Basidiomycota; Agaricomycetes; Boletales; Suillaceae.
AUGCAUGCAGACCCAGCAGCUAGCAACACCACUUCCAAUCCCACAGAACCAACCAACAUGGACCCACUGGCAGGAGAAACAACAGAUGGUAGAAAUACAGCAGUUCAGGGUGGUGCAAACUUGGGCUCAAAUACUGGAACUUUGAGAAGGCCUGAGUCCUUGAUAGGAGCAUUGAUGUACACCUCCGGCAUCAGCUCGUGGUCUGCAUUGGACCAAUUAUUUCACCAGAAUCCAUCUCGCUGGGAGGAACACAAAAAAUGGACAUUCAAGCGGAACGGCUACUUAUGCACACUCGCAGUAUUCAAUGUUAUCCUCGCCCCCGCCUUCCUUGCCACUAGUGAUCUGCCUGUUUCCAAGUGGUCGGGAGACCAUUUAACCCAUGCACUCGCAUUCACCCUCUUGUUUUCUUUACAAACCGGCCUAUAUAUUGGAAUAUACUACGUAUUCAAUUACGAGCAGGGACAAGAUGCCACCCACCAUGUUUGGUACUUAUGGGUGCACUCACUACCAUUGCUCGCCGCAGUUGGGUCAAUGAUAUCAUUGACAACUUCAGUAGUGAUGGCUUUCUGGCUUCAUUACAACACUGCUGGACUUGCGUUUCGGGUUCUUUUCACGGUUGUUGCACUCGUACCCAUGUUUCUUAUCAUAUUCAUGAUUGUUGCACUCGUACCCAUGUUUCUUAUCAUAUUCAUGAUUGUUCACUACUACUUCAGACACAAUUGA